This is a messenger RNA of Besnoitia besnoiti, 1239 nucleotides long. RefSeq names its product Sel1 repeat-containing protein. Lineage: Eukaryota; Apicomplexa; Conoidasida; Eucoccidiorida; Sarcocystidae. The record is from RefSeq and is a predicted model, not a curated record. Gene Ontology annotation, molecular function: protein binding. The transcript has 8 exons. The coding region runs from base 1 to 1239 and encodes 412 amino acids.
AUGUGCAUCGAGGGCCAUAAAUACCGGUUUGGCUACGGUGUGCCUGCCGACGUGCAACGAGCGUUCAAACUUUAUCAAGAAGCAGGAAGUCUGCUGGACCCUGAGGCGCUAGUAUCCGCAGGAAUCUUGCUUGAGGAGGGUAUGGUGGACCCAGAUAUCGAGUACGACCAACUCGCAAAGGUGCUGGCUGUGUCCUCGUCCGGAAGUCCACAGUCGGGAAGCCACGGAGAGCAGCACUUGCCGAAGCGAUCAACAUUUCUCCAGCUCGGAUCGGAGGCUGCUGAUGAACGUCCACUGCACGUUUCGGCAUGGCUGGAUCAUCCCGCUUGGCUCCCUGUUCUCAAAACGAAUUGUUUUCAUAUUGAAGAGAAGCCCAUCGGGCUGUCGAACACCAAUGACAGACUGAAAGCUGCUCGGUGCUACUAUGAGGCGGCUGCACGAUUAGGCCACCCCGACGCUCUAUUCCGCCUUGGAAAAAUGGUCGAGAGAGGGCAAGCUGGCCUGCUCGCUGACAUAACGAAGGCCGCCAACCUAUACGCCGAGGCAGCCGAGCUAGGUCACGCUGAUGCGCAAGUGGCGGUAGGCUACGCUUGCGAGCACGGAAGUUGCGGAUGGCAACGGGACUACCAGCAGGCUAUCCUCUGGUACCAGAAAGCAACAGCACAGGGGAGCCCGACCGCUGCGAACAACUUAGCUUCCAUGUAUUACCACGGCCGAGGGUGUCCGCAAGAUUUCGAAAAAGCCGCCGAGUUGUUCAAAAACGCCGCUGCUGGUGGCAGUACGAAUGCCCUUUACAACCUCGGCGUGUGCUACGAGUUCGGCCACGGUGUCACGGCAGAAGACUCUGACCGGGCGCUCCAGCUAUAUCAGAAAGCAGCGCAUGCUGGCCACGUGAAAGCCGCUGGAGCCUUAGGCAUGCUGCUUUUUAGACUCAGUGUCGCUUCCGGGAAGCCGGCAGGCGACUAUGCGAAAGCAGCAAAGUGGCUCCGCGUGGCGGCAGAGCAGAAGGACGCCGAUGCAGCCUUUGGCCUCGGCCAGCUUUUCGAGGCGGGACUCGGUACGGAGGCUCUCGCUGCUGCUCACCUCGGAUACUGUGCCUUCCGCAAAGACCCACUACAUGCACGACUCUGUGAAACAGCAAGCGAGGAUUCGCCUGCACCUCUUUUACGUGCACUCGCGCCGUUGUCUGGACAAGCCAAAUCCCUUGAGUGGUGCGUAACUCCUCCACCCAAGCAAUAA